This is a messenger RNA of Grosmannia clavigera kw1407, 2901 nucleotides long. RefSeq names its product eukaryotic translation initiation factor 3 subunit. Gene Ontology annotation, molecular function: translation initiation factor activity; DNA-binding transcription factor activity. The record is from RefSeq and is a predicted model, not a curated record. The transcript has 7 exons. Gene Ontology annotation, biological process: translational initiation; regulation of DNA-templated transcription. Gene Ontology annotation, cellular component: eukaryotic translation initiation factor 3 complex; cytoplasm. The coding region runs from base 1 to 2901 and encodes 966 amino acids. Lineage: Eukaryota; Fungi; Ascomycota; Sordariomycetes; Ophiostomatales; Ophiostomataceae.
AUGGCUUCGUCGAGCUCGACAAGCGGCCCAUCGGGCGAAAUGUAUUCGGGCGGCGGCAGUGGCUUCAUCACGGGGCUGACGGAGAAGAAGGUGACCCGAGACGGACAGCCGGCAAAACGUCGUGGGCCCAAGCCGGAUAGCCGGCCGGCACUGACGCGGCGCCAGGAACUAAAUCGACAGGCGCAGCGGACGCAUCGCGAGCGCAAGGAGCUGUACAUCAAGGCGCUCGAGGACGAGGUGCUGCGGCUCAAGGAGAUUUACACAAACGUGGCGCAGGACAAGGAGCGGCUGGCGGAGGAGAACCGGCAGCUCCGGCAGAUGCUCUCGCAAGGCGGCAGCACAACGGCUGACGAUGCGACCAGCAACCCUACGAGCGGUGGCCUCUCGGUCAGCGCGUCGGGGAGCUACGUGCAGGCGCCCAGCUCCAACACCAGCGCCUUCACGCCGCCGCCGGUCUCGGUCUCGCCUCACCUCGGCGGAAGCUUCCAGCAGCAGCAGCAGGGCCGCAAUCCCGGCAUUGACUACGAGCAGGCUGGCAUUGACUUUGUCUUAACAGACGUUGCGCUGGUGCUAACGGGCGACCCCCUGCCCCUUUUUGGCCUCUCGCCCAAGGAGAAUAGUCUUGAGAAGCCGUGCAUGGCCCACAUACCAUUUCUGCUUGAGCGGAGCGUCGAGAUGGACGGGACGCCGUGCGGACACGCACUGAUGGCAUCGUGCCCGCCCGAGACGCCGGCAAACAUGACGCCGGACAUACCGUUUGGGUCCAGCAACGUGCCGGUCGACGUUGGCGACGCCGCGUCGGGGCAGCGCACGUGGGAUCUCAGCAAGGGCGACCUGGCAACGCUGCUGCACCUCAGCAGCAAGCUGAACCUGGACGGCGAGAUCACGCCGGUGAUGGCGUGGGGCAUGAUCCUGGCCCACCCGCGGCUGGGCGAGCUGACGCCGGCCGACUUUCAAAAGGUCACCGAGGAGAUGAGUGACAGGGUCCGCUGCUAUGGAUUCGGCGCCGUCAUGGAGGACUUUGAGGCCCGGGAUGCGAUUGAGAACCUCUUCUCGACCAAGCCGGAUCUCUACUCGCCCGUGUCGAACCCGGGAUUCGCCAUGGCUUUCACGAUGACGGACUCGCUCGCCAACAUCAUUUCGGCGCUGCCGGACGGCGACGGCUGGGGCCCGCCGGUGACGACGGAGACGACGCUGAACGGCGUGCCCUACGCGCCUUUCUCCAAGGGCGACAAGCUGGGCCGGAUGGCCGACUGGACGGUCGACAGCAAGGACGGACGCGACGGGCGGGGCGGACGGUCGCAGUACAACCGCUACGGACGAGAGCAGCAAGUGUAUGGCGCAGGCUCGGUGGCGCUGUUUGCGGCGCCGCUGGCAGAAGACGAGGCGAGCUUCUCGGUGGUCAGCAACGCACGCGACACGGUCAAGACGCGGUACGGACGGGGGGCGGUGUUCACGCGGGGUGGCCGGGGACAGCAGAGAGGCGGCCGGGGCGACAGCCGGGGAGGCAGCGGGCCUCGAGGCGGGAUGCAGCAGCGGGGCGGCGCCGGAGGACGGCAAGGCGGACAGUACGGUGGCGGACAAGGCGGCGGGUACAACGACCGGGGCGGACAGCGCGGUGGCGGUGGCGGUGCGCGUGGACGGCGGUUUGGGUGGAAGGACUACGACAAGCCAGCACGAAUUCGCGAUGCCUCGAUCAACAUUCGGGCCGACUGGAAGCUGCUGGAGGAGAUCGACUUCAACCGGCUCGGCAAGCUCAACCUGGACGCGGAUGCGGGCGAAGACCUGGACUCGUGCGGCUUCUUGUACUACUACGACCGCGCAUACGACAAGCCGGCUGUGGCGGCUGUGGGCGCUGGCAAGGCUGGCGAGCGGCGGCUGACAGCACUCGAUCGCGCAGCCUACAACGUCACGACGUCGUCGGACCCCGUCAUCCAGGAGCUGGCCGAGCGCGGCGAGGCCACCAUCUACGCCACCGACAGCGUGCUGUCAAUGCUGAUGUGCGCUCCUCGGUCCGUCUACUCGUGGGACAUUGUGAUUGUGCGCCAGGGCAACAAGAUCUUCCUCGACAAGCGCGACAGCGCAGCCCUCGACAUGGUCACGGUCAAUGAGAACGCGGUCGACUCGCCCAUGGACGCGGCCGAUGGCAGCAAGGACACCGUCAACCAGCCGGGCGCCCUCGCUGAAGAGGCCACCUACAUCAACCACAACUUUGCCACCCAGGUCGUGCUCGAGGGCGGCGCCAAGGUCCGCAUGGCCCACGCGAAUCCCUUUUAUAACGCGGCCGAAGAGACGGAGCCGCCGGCCAGCAAGGCGUACAAGUACCGCCGCUUCGAUCUGUCCACCAACGACGAGGACCCCGUCUACCUGGUCGUCCGCACCGAGCUCGACGCUGUCCAGAAGAACGCCACCACCGGUGAGGACCAGUUCCUGUCCAUCAAGGCCCUCAACGAGUUCGACAGCAAGGCUCAGGGCUCUGGCGGCGCUCUCGACUGGCGCACCAAGCUUGUCAGUCAGCGCGGUGCUGUCGUCGCUACCGAAAUGAAGAACAACUCCUGCAAGCUGGCCCGUUGGACCGUCCAGAGCAUUUUGGCCCAGGCCGACAUUAUGAAGAUUGGCUUCGUCUCUCGUGCAAACCCAAAGGUCAACGACAAGCACGUCAUUCUUGGUGUCGUCGGCUGGAAGCCCCGCGACUUCGCCUCCCAGAUGAACCUCUCGCUGUCCAACGGCUGGGGCAUCGUCCGCACCAUCGCCGACAUGUGCCUCAAGAAGGAAGACGGUCGCUACGUCCUGGUCAAGGACCCCAACAAGCCCAUCCUGCGUUUGUACCAGGUGCCGGCCGGCAGCUUCGAGGACGACGCCGAGGAGGAUGUGGUCGAGCCUCCGGUCGAGGAGGAGUAG